Molecule: messenger RNA, 2058 nt
Organism: Clonostachys byssicola
Lineage: Eukaryota; Fungi; Ascomycota; Sordariomycetes; Hypocreales; Bionectriaceae
Source: the annotation of a GenBank genome assembly
AUGAGUGUGGCGUGGACGAGUGCUGCUCGAGCCUGGACUCGCCGGACGACUACGACCUCGACCUCGACCCCGACCCCGAUCAUAUCAAGAUGGCUCACCAGACAAACUCUCCUCCUCAAGAGCAAUAGGGUCGGGAGCAGCGGCCCAUUGAGGGAAAAUUCUUACGCAGGGCCGUUGUUGCCCCCCUGGCGCCGUCAUUUUGCUUCCAAGUCGAACGCGAGCGAGCUCGAGCGUCGCAUUGCCGCAAUCCCAAUUGAGCGCUACCGCAAUUUUUGCAUUGUGGCCCAUAUUGAUCAUGGCAAAAGCACUCUCAGCGACCGGCUCUUGGAACGGACGGGGACCAUCCUUCCGGGCGAUUCGAACAAGCAGGUUCUCGAUAAACUCGAUGUCGAGAGAGAACGUGGUAUCACCGUCAAGGCGCAAACAUGCACCAUGCUCUACAACUACAAGGGCGAAGACUACCUCCUCCACUUAGUCGACACACCCGGUCACGUCGAUUUCCGCGCCGAAGUUACACGCUCUUAUGCUAGUUGUGGAGGUGCGCUGCUGCUUGUCGACGCCAGCCAAGGCAUCCAGGCGCAGACCGUUUCCAACUUCCACCUCGCCUUUGCCCAAGACCUCGCCCUAGUCCCAGUCAUCAACAAGGUCGAUAUGCCCUCUGCCGACGUCCCUCGUGUGCUCGAACAAAUCGAGACCAGUUUUGAACUCGACCCCGCGUCGGCCAUUCCGGUCAGCGCAAAAACAGGAAAAGGAGUUGAUGCUAUCCUACCGGCAGUAGUAGAGAGAAUACCUCAUCCAACUGGUGACGAGACGAAGCCCUUGAAGAUGUUGCUGGUUGAUUCGUGGUAUGAUAAUUUCAAGGGCGUUGUUCUACUCGUAAGAGUGUUUGACGGACAAAUAAGAGCCGGAGACACCGUCGUAUCCUUGGGAACUGGUAUGAAAUACACUGUUGGUCAGGUUGGUAUCCAAUACCCCGAUGCCACCCCCCAAAGUGUACUUCGUGCAGGGCAAGUCGGUUACGUCUUCUUCAAUCCAGGAAUGAAGAAAAUCCAGGAUGCCAAGCUAGGCGAUACCUUCACAACCAUUCAGGAUGCCGAGAUCGUCGAACCAUAUCCGGGAUUUGAGGAGCCAAAGCCGAUGGUCUUUGUUGCAGCAUUUCCAACCGAUCAGAGUGAUUAUACCAAGCUCGCAGACAGCAUUACGCAGCUCGUCCUCAACGAUCGCAGCGUGACCCUGCAGAAGGACUUUUCCGAAGCGCUUGGUUCGGGCUGGCGCCUGGGUUUCCUUGGGAGCCUUCACUGCUCUGUGUUCCAGGAUCGUCUGAAGCAGGAGCACGGCGCGGAUGUCGUUAUCACUGAGCCUACGGUACCUACCAAGAUUGUCUGGGCCGAUGGGACAGAGGAGAUUGUCCAGAAUCCAGCACUGUUCCCCGACGCCAGCGACCAUCGGAUCCGAAGUGCACAGCUCUUUGAGCCAUUUGUCAAGGCAACCAUAACCAUGCCUGAGGAGUAUCUCGGCCGGGUAAUUGAGCUAUGUGAGGCCAACCGAGGAAUGCAGAAGAGUUUGGAUUUCUUCCACGCGACACAAGUCAUCUUGGUAUACGACCUCCCUUCGGCGCAACUUGUUGACGACUUUUUCGGAAAACUUAAAGGCGCGACAAAAGGCUAUGCUACCCUCGACUACGAGGAAGCUGGCUGGCAUGAGGCUAAACUCUCCAAGCUGCAACUUCUAGUAAACAAGCAACCUGUCGAUGCAAUCUGUCGUGUGGUCCAUCACACCCAGGUUGACCGGCUCGGGAGGCAUUGGGUCACCAAGUUCAAGGAACACGUGGACCGGCAGAUGUUUGAGGUUGUUAUACAGGCCACAGUUGGUAACCGUAUUGUUGCCCGAGAAACGAUCAAGCCCUUCCGCAAGGAUGUUCUGGCCAAACUGCACGCUGCUGAUGUGUCUAGGCGGCGAAAACUUCUAGAGAAGCAAAAGGAGGGAAGGAAGCGUCUAAGGGCUGUCGGAAACGUUGUUAUUGAACAAUCAGCCUUCCAAAAGUUCCUGGCAAAGUAG